UCUCUCGCUGAAGAGUGCACGCCCCUGAAGCAGCGCUACGACGCCUGCUUCAACCUGUGGUUUGAAGGCUACCUGCAACCGGCGCUAGACGCGGCGGGGGUGCGGCGCUCGCCCAUCAAGGCCGCGCAGUAUGAGCGGCAGUGCGGCAAGGUCUGGAAGGAGUAUCAGGGGUGCUUGAGGGUGACCAUCGCGGACAACCAGAACCUCACGCAGUUGCUCGAGCAGGCGCGUGACGAGCACCCGUUGCACAGGAUGGACGGGCUCGAGGGGACUGCGUGGGACCCAACGACCCGAGGCGCGCAAUAG
Messenger RNA from Cutaneotrichosporon oleaginosum, 306 nucleotides. Lineage: Eukaryota; Fungi; Basidiomycota; Tremellomycetes; Trichosporonales; Trichosporonaceae. The record is from RefSeq and is a predicted model, not a curated record.